AUGAGUGAUCGUCUCAUUCUGGGUUCCAACUGUACCUACCUGUUCAUUGGUUAUCCAUCUGAGAGGGGCGCAGACGACUGGAGCCGCUACGACUAUGAUUACUUCCAGUCUGAGCUGGCUGCUGCUGAGGGCAUCCACCUGGGUGAGUCCAGCGCUGGUUCUAGUCAGACUGACCCCAGUCUGCUCGCUGUCUUCUAUGACUACAUUAAACUGAUGCCCAUGGUGGCAGAGGUCAACCAGAUGAGCCAGGAACUGAAUAAGGGGGUGGACUUUAAGCUGGAGAUCAAGAACCUGGCGCUGUCAGAUCCAAAAGGCCACGACUUGGAGAAGGACAUUGUUGUCAGAGUCACUUCUAAAGGAAGCAAACAGGUAUGGGUGUGGUCCAAGACCAAGUUUGUUAACCGCAAGUUUCUAAUGGAGGAAGUCUACCAGCAUCAUCAGGCUGAGCAGAGCGGAGACGACGUAUGUUAACUGAAGAACAUGGCUUGUAUUUUUAGAGAAUGUAGUGGUCAGUAGAAAUGCGUGUAGUAAAAUGAACUUUUGUUGUUGCUGUUCUUAAUCCUGAACAUUUACAGCAAAAAUUAUCAACACAGUCCAGAAACCGUGAACACCACCUCUGAGGAAAUACAUCCAGACAUCUGAGAAGCCAACACAACUGGCUAUGUUUUAAAUUUAGCCCAUUAAUGCUUGAAAUGCAGUGUUUAUAUGGCAAGAAAAUAUAUAAAAACAUUGAAAUAUAUUAGAGGGGCAGUGGAGGAGACUCACAA
Messenger RNA from Amphiprion ocellaris (clown anemonefish), 767 nucleotides. RefSeq names its product kinesin-like protein KIF28. Lineage: Eukaryota; Metazoa; Chordata; Actinopteri; Pomacentridae. Bases 1 to 471 code for a protein of 156 amino acids. The transcript is spliced from 5 exons. The record is from RefSeq and is a predicted model, not a curated record.